AGUUCGAGAUCAGACAAGACAAUUGACACUCCAACACGCGAACUCGCCGUCGGAACGCUGAUCCGCCAUGGUGUUCAUCAACGGCUUCAGCUUCACGGAAGCGACGCUCGUAAAGCGAUCCCUCGAAUCUUUCUUUGGCAUCGGGCCCUCGGUCUCGCAGCGCAUUAUGGCGAAAUUCUACAUCCACCCGUGGGCGAAAGUCGGCAGCUUAAAAAACGCCACGGUCAUGGAUCUGACAGCGGAACUGGCGAACAUGAAGAUUGAGAACGAUUUACGGCGGCAAGUGCAGGACGACAUCCGGAGAUUGAGGGAUAUGGGCACAUAUCGUGGAAGGAGACAUGCUAUGGGCUUGCCUGUGAGGGGCCAGAAGACAAGGACACAGAUUGCUACUGCGCGACGGCUGAACAAGAUGGAACGAGGCGGUAGUGGAAGAGUGGGACUUUAAGGUGUAUGGAAGCCUGUACAAGUGUAUAAUACUGUAUGGUGCGCGGGCACAGACUCGUGUCUACAAUACGCAAUUAGAAGGGAAACAUAGAUUAACGACACAACUUUAUCGAGUAUAUCGGGGGCUUUUUCUUAGUAUCUCCAUUGGAAAUGAGCCUAUGCUUCGACAGUGUUACUACUACGGAGUCCAGCAACGCGGGGCCUUGUCUCAUUGUCUCUGCGUCGAAAACACGAUCUGUGAUUCAGAGACAGCGUAGUUGUGCAGACCUGUUCCCGGUCUCGAUCUCUUAUUCGCAGAUGAAGUCCAUCAGUGCAAGUAACUUGCAAGUUGGCUAGU
Alternaria rosae is the source of this 781-nucleotide messenger RNA. RefSeq names its product 30S ribosomal protein S13. The record is from RefSeq and is a predicted model, not a curated record. Gene Ontology annotation, molecular function: structural constituent of ribosome; RNA binding. Gene Ontology annotation, biological process: translation. The transcript has 3 exons. The coding region runs from base 68 to 445 and encodes 125 amino acids. Gene Ontology annotation, cellular component: ribosome; small ribosomal subunit; mitochondrion. NCBI's taxonomy places the organism in Eukaryota, Fungi, Ascomycota, Dothideomycetes, Pleosporales, Pleosporaceae.